ACCGUAUUUUUACGGUUUGGUUUGGGUUAAACCUCAAACCCCACUAAACUGGACUACGUACAUCCCCAAGUAACGUAAUACAAUCAUAUGGAAAAGGGGAGAGUACAUCUUAAACACACAAAUAUACCGUCAAAGUGAGAUUGUGAGAGUGAGGGAUAAAUCAACUGGUUAGACCUCCCCUCUCGACUUCAGGUGAUCUUGAAAUCGAUUCUCAUCACCCGUCCUUAUGGUUCUCUAAACACCAAAAAAAUAAAAAACAAAUAUACCGCCAAAGUGAACAAACGUAUACAUCCAACCAAAAAAGAGUAGGUAAAAAACGGUAAUUGGAGCUUAAAAAAAAAAAAAAAAAAAAAAAAAAAAAAAAAAAAAGGCAAUAAAAAUGGUCAAAAACUGAAAUGAUCUUAAGCAUUAGCAUUUAGCACAGUAUCCUGUUCUUGUUGCCUCCUCUGCUUUCUCUCCCCUUUUCUUGGCCCCGCUUAUACAGCAACUCUGCUAGCCUUACGCCGUCUUCUACUACAACCCACCUGGAUCGUCUCUCUAUUUCUCUCUCUAACCCUCUAAAUUAUAAGUCUUGUUGGAUUAGAACUUUCUAGAUUAGUGUGAUUGGCUUAGUUCCUCUUGAAAUCUGAGAAGAAUUUGAUAAAAUUCUGAUUUCCCAGAAAUUUUGUGCCCUUCAUUUUUGAUUUUUCAUGAUUGGUUUUUUUGGGGUUUGAGUUUUGAGUACAAUUUCAGCUAAUAUUAGGCCUUUUUCAGUUUCUGGGUAUUCUUCCUUUUGCUGCCAAUUUUUUAUAUAAUAAUAAGGACUUGGCUUUGCCAGAAGAGAAGUUUAUGUUGUGAAAGAUACAAUUUUGGUCUGUAAUAUGCCUUUAACUGAGCUUGUUAGGAUGUUCAAAGGGAAAGUGGAUGUCACCAAUGAAGUUGCCUCUACUUCAAUUGAUCCUUCUUCUAGACCUGAUACUGAUUGUGUUGAGCUAAUUUGGGAAAAUGGUCAGAUUAUGAUGCAAGGUAAUAAAGCUAGAAAAAGUACUAAUUCAAACAAUUUUCAAACCUUUGGCCUCAAGUCUCAAGAUGGUAGGAAUGGUACUAAUUGCUCGAAAAUGGCCAAGUUUAGCACAAUGGAUUCUGUAAUGAGUGAUUUUCCAAUGUCUGUACCUUCUUGUGAAAUGGGUUUGGAUCAAGAUAUUGACUUGGUACCUUGGUUGAAUUAUCCCAUGGAAGAAUCUUUGCAUAAUGACUAUACUUCUGACUUCUUGAAUGAGUUAUCAGGAGUUACAAUUAACGAUCUCCCUACGGAGAAUCAUUUAGCAUACCGGGAAAGGAAAAUUAGUUUUCAUGGUGAUGGCCAUGAUAAUUCUGCAAGCUUGAAGCAUAACGACACAUCUAAGGAUUUUUCAAGUAAUGAGAAGGAUAAUAGAGGGGGAAGUAUUGAGGUACCGCAAUUUAUGUUUCCCUUCCAGCAAAGUGUCCCCAGAUCAGGAAUUUCUGAUAUUACUGGUAGCAAUGCAGGCAACACCCACCAUGUUGGUUCACGAGACUCCGGUCUUAAUCCAUCUUCACUAAGUGCUUUUACCAGCUUGAGGUUGCAGAAGCUGGAUGCUGGGCAGCCUAGCACUACUAGUUCGGGCUUUACAAAUUUUCCCUGCUUUUCGCGGCCUGCUGCUCUUUCUAGAGCUAAUCAUGUGAGUGUAAAUCCCUCAAAGAGAUUAGAGAAUGGGAAUAAAAGGUGCACCUUGAGUAGUAGUUAUCCUGCUAAUUCUACACUGGUUAAUUUGGAUAGUAAUUAUUCCCAGAAGGAACUCUUAUCUCACAAUCAAUCCAUUAUGGCACCAACAAACGACAAGUCAAUUACUUUGCCCACAAAGCCGCCUACUGAAGAGCUGCUUUCUGCUAAUCAACCUAUGUGUAGAGAAGACACAGCUAAAAAUCAAGCGUCGCAAAAUCAAGUGUGUGAUUCACCAAUGAGCAAAGUGGGUACCAUUGGUAAUAAAAUCAUGGAACCAGUAGUUGCAACAUCUUCUGUAUGUUCAGCCAAUAGUGCAGAAAGAACUUCAAAUGAGCCUGCACGUAAUUCGAAAAGAAAAUUUCGUGAAACAGAAUCAGAAGAUCCUAGUGACGAAAUUGAAGAGGAAUCAGUGGGUGGAAAAAAACCUGCUCAUGGUCGCGGAGGCUCAAAGAGAAGCCGGGCUGCAGAAGUGCAUAAUCUAUCUGAAAGGAGACGAAGGGAUAGAAUUAAUGAGAAGAUGCGUGCAUUACAAGAGCUCAUACCCAACUGCAAUAAGGCGGACAAAGCUUCUAUGCUUGAUGAGGCUAUAGAGUAUUUGAAGACCCUCCAACUUCAGGUACAGGUAUUGUCAAUGGGUGCUGGGAUGUAUAUGCAGCCUAUGAUGCUACCACCAGGAAUGUCGCCGAUCCAUGGAGCACAUGUGCCACAUUUCUCUCCCAUGGGGGCCAUGGGGCUUGGAAUGGGCAUGGGAAUGGGCUUUGGGAUGAACAUGCUAAACAUGAAUAACAGCACGAAGAUGGUACCUUUCCAAGGCCCACAUUACCCUAUCCCUGGAACCGGGCCUAUGUUCCAGGGAAUGCCGGGUUCUAAUCUUCAGGCAUUUGUGCACCCUGGUCAAGGAUUACCAAUGUCCAUGCAGCAAACUCCUACAGUUUCCGUUCCAAUGGGAAGUCUUUCGAAAAUGCCCAUAGGAUUAAAUGCCUUGGGUGUUGCUGGGUCAUCAAAUGCGACACAUCUAGCACCAUCUAGUAGUAAAAAGGAUGCGAACCCACAAGUAAUUUCUAGCAUGGAUAGCAACAAUGUUAACAGCUCGAUGAAUCAGGCAACAAAUCAGACAUCAAAAGAGGGUAUUUAGGAGUCUGCGCUUUGUGCCAUAACCAAGGUCAAGAUGUUAAUGCCUCAGAAACUGCUGAAGCUGCCUACAGAAACGACACUACGCAUAGCUGACACGCCUGACAGAAACUUGUUGCCUGCCUGUAGUGGCAAACUGCAACAUGUCAUCUUCAUAGAAUGUACAAAAGUAUUGACAAGUAACCUGUUUCUAAGUGUAUAUUCUCAGAUUAGAUGUUUGAUCAGAGGUGCUCCAAACGAUGAGAAUUUCUCAGCUGUGAACUCGUGACUCCUGUUAAUGGGAAGUAUAAUAUGCUCGAGAGUGGCAUGUCUGACUAAAAUGCAGAGUUUUUGCCCUCUACAAACACUAAGGUUAGGUCUUUUGUAGAUCUGUACAUCUUAUGAAGAUGACACUGUACUUUGAUAUCCUAGUGCUGAUCUCCUAGAGGUGUAUAUGUGGUUUAUGUAUAUUUCCAGUCCAAAAGCCUUUUUUUCCGAGGAAGUACUUGUAUAUGAUAUAGUUGUCGUCAUACAUCUCUAAUAAUUCAAGGGAGCUGUGUCUCUUUGUCAUCACCUACAUUAAACUAAACAUCGAGGAAAUACUUCUGUAAAUGUACACCAAACAUGGUGGCUUUGAUGAUUUCAUAAUGUAAUACUGUACUGUAUGAAAUAGUUGGAUCAAUA
This is a messenger RNA of Chenopodium quinoa (quinoa), 3517 nucleotides long. RefSeq names its product transcription factor PIF3-like. The record is from RefSeq and is a predicted model, not a curated record. Gene Ontology annotation, molecular function: DNA-binding transcription factor activity; protein dimerization activity. The coding region runs from base 861 to 2858 and encodes 665 amino acids. Gene Ontology annotation, biological process: regulation of DNA-templated transcription. The transcript has 8 exons. NCBI's taxonomy places the organism in Eukaryota, Viridiplantae, Streptophyta, Magnoliopsida, Caryophyllales, Amaranthaceae.